GCAUGCAAACUCUACAACCCUUCAGACUCUUUGUAUACAAACACGCUUCACUCUCUCUCUCUCUCUCUCUCUCUAAAACCCACUUUCUCUCUCUACAAUUUGAGCUUCAAAUUCACCGAUUAACAGAUUAAUUUCCCAUUUCAAAGCUUCCGUUUCUCAAUCAAUUCAGGUUAAAGAUGAAAGAGAAAGAAGAAGAAAGCUCGUGUUCUGCUAUUAUGGAUGGAUUUAUUACUGGAAUCCAAUUUGCCUUGGCUAGUCGAGAUGAGAUUUCCAAAUCUUCGAACAGUGACUGUCCUAUCAGUCAUGCCAGUCAGUUGUCAAAUCCGUUUCUUGGUCUACCCCUCGAGUCUGGGAAGUGUGAAUCUUGUGGUACAGCUGAAGUGGGGGAAUGUGAAGGACAUUUUGGAUAUAUUGAGUUACCAACCCCAAUAUAUCAUCCUUCUCAUGUGACUGAAUUGAAGAAGCUGCUGAGUUUGCUUUGUCUAAAGUGCUUGAAAGUGAAAAACAAAAAGAAUCAGACGAAGAACGUUGGUGUAGCUGAAAGAGUGUUAUCGUCGUGUUGCGAGGAGGCUUCACAAGUCUCUAUCAGUGAGGAAAAAACGUCAGAUGGUGCGUGCUACCUGCAGUUGAAGCUACCAUCUAGGUCACAUCCCCCAAAUGGCUUCUGGCACUUUUUGGAACGAUAUGGUUUCCGCUAUGGUGAUGACCAUUGUCGACCGUUGCUUCCUGCAGAGGUUAUGGUAAUUCUGAGAAAAAUUCCUCAAGAGUCUAAAAAAAAGCUUAUAGGGAAAGGCUUCUUUGCUCAAGAGGGUUACAUACUGCAGCAUCUUCCAGUUCCUCCAAAUUGUUUGUCUGUACCAGAUGUCUCUGAUGGAAGCAGUGUCAUGUCUUCUGAUCACUCCAUAUCAGUCCUUAAAAAAGUGUUGAGGCAAGCAGAUGUAAUUAAAAGUACAAGGUCGGGGAUCCAGAAUUUUGAGUCUACUGAGGUUGAAGCCAAUGACUUGCAAGUGGCAGUUUCUCAGUAUCUUGAAGUUAGGGGUACGGCCAAGGCAUCCCGCGACGUGGAUGGACGUUUUGGAAUAAAAAAAGAAGGUAACAGUUCCACGAAAGUUUGGCUUGAGAAAAUGAGGACACUUUUUAUCAGAAAGGGCUCUGGCUUUUCCUCUCGCAGUAUAAUAACUGGUGAUCCGUACAAAGAUGUGGGUGAAAUUGGUUUACCUUUUGAAAUUGCUCAGAGAAUUACCUUCGAGGAGAAGGUUAAUCAACACAAUAUGAUGUAUCUACAGAAGCUAGUUGACCAAAAGCUAUGCUUAGCCUACAAGGAUGGUUCGACAACAUAUUCAUUAAGGGAGGGUUCAAAAGGUCAUACAUUUCUGAGACCUGGGCAAGUUGUUCAUAGGAGGAUUAUGGAUGGUGAUAUUGUUUUUAUUAAUAGACCGCCGACAACCCACAAACAUUCCCUGCAGGCAUUAAAGGUCUAUAUUCAUGACGACCACACUGUCAAGAUCAACCCUCUGAUUUGUGCCCCACUUAGUGCUGAUUUUGACGGGGACGCUAUACAUUUAUUUUAUCCCCAGUCGCUGGCAGCAAAAGCAGAGGUUUUGGAGCUAUUUUCAGUCGAAAAACAGUUGCUUAGCUCUCAUAGUGGAAACCUGAACCUGCAGCUUGCUACAGAUUCUGUGUUAUCUCUAAAACUUAUGUUUAAAAAAUAUUUUUUUGGGAGGGCUGCCACCCAACAACUAGCUAUGUUUGUUUCUGGAGUUCUACCCAUCCCUGCCCUACUGAGAGCACAAAGUUCUGAUUCCCUAUGGACUGUUUUGCAAUUAUUGCAAAUUUCUCUGCCUCCCAAGUUUGACUGUUGUGGGGAGAGACAUAACAUUUGGCAAAGCCAAAUAUUAGAUGUUGAUUAUAAUAGAGAUCUGAUGCAGUCCAUCAUCAAUGAUGUUGUCUCUUCAAUUUUCUUCGGAAAGGGUCCAAUCGAGGCCUUGAGAUUUUUUGAUUCCGUGCAACCUAUGUUGAUGGAAAACCUUUACACAGAAGGUUUUAGUGUUGGAUUAGAAGAUUUUUAUGUUCCAAAAGAGAUAAUUCAAAAUUGUGAAGCCAGAAUUCAAGAGUAUUCGUCUAUAUUAUAUCGCAUGCGAGAGAGCCAUAAUGAGCUCAUAGCGUUGCAGUUGGAAAGACAAAUCAGGAGUCUAAGAGUUCCAAUUGCUAAUCAAAUACUCAAGUCAUCAGCAAUUGGGUACCUGAUUGACUCUAAAAGUGAGUCGGCUAUCAACAAGGUAGUCCAGCAAGUUGGAUUUCUAGGAUUGCAAAUAUCAGAUAGAGGUAAAUUUUACUCGAAGACAUUGGUGGCUGACAUAGCUUCACUUUUUCGGACCAAGUACCCUUCCGGUGCAAGCUACCCAUCUGAGGAAUAUGGGUUGGUACGAGGCUGCCUAAUUCAUGGACUCGACCCUUACCAAUCCAUAGUUCAUUCAAUUUCUAGUAGAGAAGUAAUCGUUCGAUCAUCCAGAGGGUUAACUGAACCGGGGACACUUUUCAAGAACUUGAUGGCCAUCCUUCGUGAUGUCAUCAUCUGUUAUGAUGGAACGGUAAGGAAUGUCUGCAGUAACUCGAUUAUUCAGUUUGAGUAUGGGAUGCAGACCGGAACUUUGUCGCAGAGUAUUUUUGCAGCUGGGGAACCAGUUGGUGUGUUGGCUGCAACUGCUAUGUCAAAUCCUGCCUACAAGGCAGUUCUUGAUUCUUCUCCCAGCAGUAACAACUCGUGGGCAAUGAUGAAGGAGAUACUGCUUUGUGGAGCCACAUUUAAGAAUGACGAAGUUGAUCGUCGGGUGAUACUAUAUUUGAAUGGCUGUGAUUGUGGGAGAAAACAUUGUGGGGAAAAUGCGGCAUAUAUGGUCAAAAAGCAAUUAAAGAGAAUUAGUCUAAAGGAUGCUGCAGUGGAGUUCCUGAUUGAGUAUAACUCACAGCAAACUGAUUACUGUAGCGCCAACAUUGACGCAGGUCUUGUGGGUCAUUUUCAUCUAAACGAGGACUUGAUGAAAGAUUCAAAUGUACGUAUUGAUGAUGUUUUUGAAAAAUGUCAAGAUACUCUGCACAAAUUUUCAAAGAAAAAGAAAGGAAGAGUUGGGAUUCUGUUUAGCAGAAUCGGUUUAUCCGUCAGUCAGUUUUGUUCUUUCCGGCAAACACCUGGAAGUAAAGGUUGUGACAUGCCUUGCUUGAAGUUCUUUUGGAAAGAUAGUACUGAUAUUCAUUUAGAGAAGGCGGCACACAUUUUUUCAAGUACUAUAUGCCCAGUUUUGUUGGAAACAAUAAUCAAAGGCGAUCCGCGAGUUUGCUCUGCAGAUAUAAUCUGGGUAAGUCCUGAUACAACUUCCUGGAUCCGAAAUCGUUCCAGCAGUGAGAAGGGUGAGUUGGCUAUUGAUGUGGUCCUGGAUAAGAAAUCCGUAAAGCAGACAGGAGAUGCGUGGAGAAUAGUAUUGGAUUCCUGCCUUCCUGUGAUUCAUUUAAUUGACACAAGGAGAUCAGUCCCUUAUUCUGUUAAGCAACUCCAGGAAUUACUUGGAAUAUCUUGUGCUUUUGAACAAGCCAUACAGCGCCUCUCAACAUCAGUUACAAUGGUAACUAAAGGUGUGCUGAGAGAGCAUUUGAUUCUGUUAGCCAAUAGUAUGACAUAUUCUGGCAACCUUGUUGGAUUCAAUAAAGCUGGUAUAAAGGCAUUGUCUCGAUCUCUGAAUGUGCAAGUACCUUUCACCGAAGCAACAUUGUUUACUCCCAAAAAAUGUUUUGAAACUGCUGCUGAGAAGUGCCAUGUGGAUUCAUUGGCAAGCAUUGUAGCCUCUUGCUCAUGGGGGAAACAUGUUGCUGUUGGUACAGGCUCUUCUUUUGAUCUACUUUGGGACACGAGAGAGGCUGAACUGAAGGGAACCGAUGUAUACGAUUUUCUAAGUCUUGUGAAUAGCAGUUCAGGGGUUGAAAAGAAUAGUGCCUGCCUCGGUGCUGAGAUUGAUGAUCUUGAUUGGGCAUUCGACUAUGAUGAAGAGGCGCUGUCCCCGGUGCAUGCUUCUGAAAAGCCAGUAUUCGAAGACAUUAUUGACAUUGAAAAUCCCGAGGGGAAUGGUUGGGGCAACGGGACGACAGAACCUGGAUCAGAUGAAGUUCAAGUUUCUGGGUGGAAUUCAAUGUCAAAUGAAGAGGCUGGUGACCCUUGGGGAAAGAAAGUGGAAACACCGCAAGUUGAAGUUCAGGUUUCUGGGUGGGAUACAAUGUCAGACCACCACGAUAAAAUAUCAAACGAAGAGUCUGGUGACCCUUGGGGAAGCAAAGUGGAAAUACCUCAAGAGUCAGGGUGGGCUAAGAAGGCUGAAAACGGGAAAAAGAAGCAAGAAGUGGAAAUUAAAGAUGUUUGGGGAGAGAAGAAGGCAGAUAAAUUGGACUCUGCAUGGAGUGAGAAAGCUAGUGAUCAGGCAGAAAUGUCUGGGGACAUAGGUCAACUAUCAGGUUGGGAUACAAACAGGGAUGGAAAUGCAUCAUCAAACUGGAAUAAGAGGGAUAUGCCAUCCCUACCAGACGGAAACCGGAAUUCUGUUCAGUGCAACAAAGCUGAAAGAUCACGAAGUGACGCAUGGGAAAACGUGGGUAAAUCGCAGAGUGAUGCUUGGGGAAACAGUGAUGGGAAUGCAGGCUUGUGUAAGAACGAUAAAAAUGACACCUCAGAUUGGAACAAAGACAGCACUAAGGCUGGCAGCAGUCAGAAGUCUGGCUCAUCUUCCCCAUGGUAUACGAAGCCCGACCAAACUGAUGAGUCUCAAUGGAGUCAUAAAGCUACCCAGCCUGCCAAACAAUCUGAAUGGGGUCAAAAGGAUGAUGAAUCAUCAAACUGGAAUAAAGGCAUCCAAGUGGACGGAACUCCAGAACCUGGUUCUUGGGGUGUCAAGUCUAGUAGCAAGCAGCAGCCCGGCGAUGAAGCUGAUCAUUCUCAAUGGAGUCAGAAAGAUGCGCAGCCAGAUAUGCAAUCCCAAUGGACUCAAAAGGAUGACAAAGUUGACUCAUCAAACUGGGAUAAGGACACACAGGUGGAUGAAACUCCCAAACCUGGUUCAUGGGGUGUCAAGUCUAGCAGCAGUCAGCAGUCCGGCUCUUUGUCUCCUCGGUCGAUGGAGCCCAACAAAGCUGAUGAUUCUCAAUGGAGUAAAAAAGAUACUCAGCCCGAUCGUGCGACGGGUUUGGGUUCUUCAAGUGGGUGGAAAAAGAAAGAGGGUUGGAGUUCCUCUAAUGCUGCUGGAGAAGGUAGGCCCAAGAGUAAUCGUCCAUAUAAGCCGAUUGGAGGGACAAAUAGUGAAUCUGUUCCGGUACCGAUGACUGCUACAAGGAAACGACUAGAUCUGUUCACAGCUGAGGAGCAAGAGCUUCUUACGGAGAUUGAGCCAAUCAUGCAGUCCAUUCGGAAGAUUAUGAAUCAACCAGGGUACAAUGAAGGGGAUCCUUUAGGGACAGAAGACCAGGCAUAUAUUGUUGACCACGUCUUCAAUUAUCAUCCAGACAAAGCGGCAAAGAUGGGAGCUGGGAUCCAUUAUGUGAUGAUAAGCAAACAUUCUAGUUUCCAGGAUACUAGAUGUUUGUACAUAGUUAGUACUGAUGGCCGCAAAGAAGAUUUCUCGUAUAGAAAGUGCUUGGAGAAUUACAUGAAAGAAAAGUUUCCUGAUCGAGGUGAGGCUUUUAUGGCCAAAUAUUUGAAAAGAAAUCAACAACCUCGUCCUGGAUGGAACAAGGAGCGUAGUACUCCUGACACAUCAAAUUCGGCCGUGAAAAACAAGCGCAAAGGCUGGGGGAAUGGUUGGGGAAAUGAGGGCAGUGUUUCAGAAGCAGCAGCAACAGAGAACAAAGGUGGCUGGGGUGAUCCGGGUAGUGGUCCUGGAGCAGGAACAACUGGAGGCAAGUCUGGGGGCUGGGGUGAUGCCAGUAGUGGUCCGGAAGCAGCAGCUGGAAACAAGUAUGGUGGCUGGGGUGGUGGAGGUAGUGGUACCGAAGCAGCAGCAACUGGAAACAAGUCUGGUGGCUGGGGUGACGGAGGUAGUGGUACCGAAGUAGCGACUGGAAACAAGUCUGGUGGCUGGGGUGAUACUGGUACUGGUACUGGUGCUGAAGCAGCAACAACUGAACACAAGUCUGUCUGGGCUACUGCCAAUAGUGGUGCCCCUGAAGAAGGUGAAACCGUCAACAAGCCUGGAAGCUGGGGUGAUGGGGGUAGUGGUGCCGAAGCAGCAGCAACUGGGAACAAGUCUGGUGGCUGGGGUGAUGGAGGUAGUGGUACCGAAGCAGCAGCAACUGGAAACAAGUCUGGUGGCUGGGGUAUUCCUGGUACUGGUUCUGAAGCUGCAACAACAGAACACAAGUCUGGCUGGGCUACUGCCAAUAGUGGUGCCCCUGAAGGUGGUGAAACUGUUAACAAGCCUGGAAGCUGGGGUGAUGGGGGUAGUAAUGUUACUGAAGAAGCAGCAACCAAGAAGUCUAGUGGCUGGGAAUAGGAGCAGGGCAGCAGUUUCUUCAUUUUUGUUUGUCAUCGAAUUAAAUCGUUAUGGUUGCUUUCUAACUCAGUUGUGUACAAAAACAAUAGGCCUAGCAUGUGUCUCUUGUAGAUAAAUUUAGAAUGAUUGAGCGAGCUGCUAGUUUUAACGACCAUGAGCAGUUCGUAGGCUGUUGCUACUUUGGUUAAUAUAACAUUACUCACCCUGUUUAUGGUGGGAUGUUUAGGCCCUCGCUGGUAGUGCUGCUUGAUCAACUCUUUCUCCCCUAUCUUUGUUUUAGCAUUUUCCCAGAGAUCACUCUUUUUUUUAUUGCCGGCCUUGUUCA
Molecule: messenger RNA, 6852 nt
Organism: Daucus carota subsp. sativus
Lineage: Eukaryota; Viridiplantae; Streptophyta; Magnoliopsida; Apiales; Apiaceae
Product: DNA-directed RNA polymerase V subunit 1
Exons: 19
Coding region: 177-6527 (2116 amino acids)
Biological process (GO): DNA-templated transcription
Cellular component (GO): RNA polymerase II, core complex
Molecular function (GO): DNA binding
Source: RefSeq, a predicted model, not a curated record